AUGGGGGCUACAGGAGAUGGUAGAAUUCAAAUGGAGAAGACCAUUGGUCUUGUUCAGAGUAUUAAUAUUAUUAUCGGAUCGAUGAUCGGAUCAGGUAUUUUUGUCAGUCCAACUGGUAUUCUCAUCAGUGUAAAGAGCGUCGGCGCCAGUCUUGUUCUUUGGGUCGCUUGUGGUCUCUUCUCUCUCGUGGGUGCCUACUGCUAUGCUGAACUGGGCACUCUGAUCCAUCGCUCCGGGGCUGACUAUGCUUAUAUCCUUGAAGCAUUUGGCCCAUUCUUUGGAUUCCUUCGCUUGUGGGUCGAAGUUAUUGUUGUCAGACCAGCGACUAUGGCUGUCAUCGCUAUGACAUUCGCAAAGUAUAUUUUACAACCCCUUUUUCCUGACUCUGCUUGUUUGCGUAAGAUUAUCUCUACUAUAUUGCCUUUUUUAUUAGUUUUGAUCACUUAUAUCAACUGCUACUCCACUCGUCUCUCAACUAGAGUUCAGGACAUUUUCACAUAUGGCAAACUGAUUGCCAUUAUCAUGAUUAUUAUCACUGGAUUUGUCCAAAUGGGAUUCGGACACACUGAGGCUUUCGACAAUGCCUUUGAAGGUUCAGACUGGAGUCUUGGAGGAAUUGCCACUGGUUUCUACUCCGGUCUAUUUGCAUAUGCUGGUUGGAACUACCUGAACUGCAUGAUUGAAGAAAUGAAAAACCCUAAACGUGAUCUGCCCAUUGCCAUCGUAUUUUCUUGCCUUGUUGUCACGGCUGCAUAUACCCUUUGUAACGUCGCUUAUUUCACUACGGUUGAUCUUCAUGAAAUCUUGACAACACCUGCAGUUGCUGUGGUAUGUACUCGUUUGGAAAUAUUUGCGAACAGUAUAAAUGGCCUACUAAUUGAUGGGGAAUGGGAUAAAGUAACCACGUGGUUUAUUUAG
This is a messenger RNA of Rodentolepis nana, 918 nucleotides long. The record is from the annotation of a GenBank genome assembly. NCBI's taxonomy places the organism in Eukaryota, Metazoa, Platyhelminthes, Cestoda, Cyclophyllidea, Hymenolepididae.